Echinococcus granulosus is the source of this 501-nucleotide messenger RNA. RefSeq lists its product as hypothetical. Lineage: Eukaryota; Metazoa; Platyhelminthes; Cestoda; Cyclophyllidea; Taeniidae. The record is from RefSeq and is a predicted model, not a curated record. The coding region runs from base 1 to 501 and encodes 166 amino acids. The transcript has 5 exons.
AUGGAGGUGAGACAGUGGAACGUGGUAGGAAACGGUCGGUCAGUCGGCACCGAUCCCGGUCGUGGCAGUUCCCAGUUGGCUGAACUGGAACGAUUAAAUACAUUUCUCAGGAACGAUUUCAAGGUGGGAAAGACAGGUUUCUGCUUUGGACCGCCUCAGCAAGACUUCCGAGGUCGUCUUCAAUGCGUUGAAAUCUGGUCCCAUUUCGCAGCCGUCAGUCCUGCAGAGCUUGAUAUGUGUUCAGUUGCCAUCAGUCAACACCCUUCUGUUGUCAGUCUUGACAUACUCCUCUAUCGACAGGAAGAGCUUUGUAUCUGGGACAGGCGUCUAAUCACGCCUUUCGAAAGGACUCACGAGAUUGCAUUAUCGACACUUGACUUCGUGGUUCUACCACCAUCAUGGUGUCAGGCCGGCUGCGAGUCCGCACCUACGAGUCUUGACGAUUUAUUAGGUAACUACGUGAGCUACCUGGAGCGCAGUUUGGCAGCAGUCUCUUCCUAA